This is a messenger RNA of Solanum verrucosum, 893 nucleotides long. Its product is annotated as two-component response regulator ARR17-like. The transcript has 5 exons. The coding region runs from base 251 to 700 and encodes 149 amino acids. Gene Ontology annotation, biological process: cytokinin-activated signaling pathway; phosphorelay signal transduction system. The record is from RefSeq and is a predicted model, not a curated record. NCBI's taxonomy places the organism in Eukaryota, Viridiplantae, Streptophyta, Magnoliopsida, Solanales, Solanaceae.
GAUAUGGCCAAAUAUCAUGUGUGACACAACCUUUUGAUUUUAAUUUUAAUUUGGUGAUUCCUUGCCUUAAUUAAACACAACCCCCCACUAGUUCAAAAUCUUUUCAUCAUCUUCCCAAGAAAUUACAAGAAUCUUUCUUUUCCUUUAAAUACCCCCACAAACUAUAUUGCUUUUUUUCUCUACACUUUGAUUCUUUCUUCUUCUUCUUUCUUCUUAAUAUUGCACCUCUUAUCCUUAUUUGUGUCUUAUAAUGGAUUUUUAUUCUUCUUCAUCUUCAACAAUUUCUUCUCAUGAAGAACCUCAUGUUCUAGCUGUUGAUGACAACCUUAUUGAUCGAAAACUUGUCGAAAAAUUACUCAAGAAAUCAUCUUGCAAAGUGACUACUGCAGAAAAUGGUCUAAGGGCCUUGGAGUACUUGGGAUUAGGAGCUGAUCAGGAGCACUCAACAAAUAACAAUGGUUCAAAGGUUAAUAUGAUAAUAACAGAUUAUUGCAUGCCAGGAAUGACUGGUUAUGAAUUGCUUAAGAAAAUUAAGGAAUCGUCGAUUUUGAAGGAUGUACCAGUUGUUAUUAUGUCAUCUGAGAAUAUCCCAACUCGCAUUGAUCAAUGCAUGGAAGAAGGGGCUCAGAUGUUCAUGUUGAAGCCUCUCAAACACUCUGAUGUCAAGAGAUUACGAUGUCAACUCAUGCAAUGCCAAUGAUAAAUAUUUUGGAUCUGAAUUCAGUCUUAUGUGUAAUUUUGUUGUGUUGGGUGCUAAUUAAUUUCGAAUGUUCGACUACUGUUAUUUUAUUUUAUGUAGCUAUUUAAGGAUAGUCUGUAUGUGAAAAAGUAAUAUAAAUGUUUGAAUGUAGUAAUAUUAAACUGUUGGAAUUUGGAAAUUUCUGUUUUCACAA